Molecule: messenger RNA, 768 nt
Organism: Gregarina niphandrodes
Lineage: Eukaryota; Apicomplexa; Conoidasida; Eugregarinorida; Gregarinidae
Product: cation channel family transporter
Exons: 1
Coding region: 1-768 (255 amino acids)
Biological process (GO): proton transmembrane transport
Cellular component (GO): plasma membrane
Molecular function (GO): voltage-gated proton channel activity
Source: RefSeq, a predicted model, not a curated record
AUGCAAGACUUCCAUCGCCACAAGGUGAGCCUUGGGCUGGCGGAGAGGCGGCGUUUUCGCGACUUCGACGAAGCGGAAUUUGAGGUGUACGACAAGGAACUAUGUCUGGAAGAGGGGCUAUGUCCCUCGGUGAUAACAAGCGACGUGGGCGAAGAACCCUCCGGUCCGAAGCCUAUCAGUGUUAGAAUCGAGCAUUUUUUGGACAAGCCGGCCACCCACAUUGUUAUCAUGUGCUUGGUCAUGAUUGAUAUGAUCAUUGUAGCCUCAGAAUUGGCAAUAACUAUCGCUGAUCCGCACCACGAACAGGUUCCCAAGUGGGUAGGUCACUCACUCGAGAUGACCGGGGACUACAUCCUUAUUGUCUUCUUCGUGGAAACCAUUUUGCACAUCAUCAGCGCCGGCGUCACGGAAUACUUCAGAAGUUUGACACACGCUUUCGACUUCGCCAUUGUCAUGGUCUCUUUCUUCAUGAACUUUUAUGCCUCACAGUGGGCCCAAUUUCUACUUCUAACUCGUCUCUGGCGCGUCGUCAGGGUGAUGGAAACAGUCGCAGUGGCUGCGAGCCUUAAAGCCAAACAGAAAUUCAAGCUGGAGAAAGAUGCUAUCCGUCAGGAGUCUCACUUGUGGAAAGAAAGAUACUUCCACGAACGCGAAAAAAAAUUGAUCGCCGUAAAAGUGGGAAAAGGAAUAAUCUGCCUCCAAUGUCACCAACCUCACAACAAGCCUAACAGCCAAGACACUCUUGAACACUCCAACGGGCUCUUAUAG